Messenger RNA from Rana temporaria (common frog), 1229 nucleotides. RefSeq names its product histidine-rich glycoprotein-like. The transcript has 2 exons. The record is from RefSeq and is a predicted model, not a curated record. The coding region runs from base 42 to 1214 and encodes 390 amino acids. Lineage: Eukaryota; Metazoa; Chordata; Amphibia; Anura; Ranidae.
UAUUUGGAAGGGUCUGCCUCUCUAAAAAUGGUACUUCAGCUAUGGGUGGAGACCUCCAAUGUCUGUCCAUGGGGCUCGGGGGAUUCAGCUAUGGGUGGAGACCUCCAAUGUCUGUCCAUGGGGCUCGGGGGAUUCAGCUAUGGGUGGAGACCUCCAAUGUCUGUCCAUGGGGCUCGGGGGAUUCAGCUAUGGGUGGAGACCUCCAAUGUCUGUCCAUGGGGCUCGGGGGGAUUCAGCUAUGGGUGGAGACCUCCAAUGUCUGUCCAUGGGGCUCGGGGGAUUCAGCUAUGGGUGGAGACCUCCAAUGUCUGUCCAUGGGGCUCGGGGGAUUCAGCUAUGGGUGGAGACCUCCAAUGUCUGAUCAUGUAAUUUCUUUUGUAUGGGAGCCAGAGGCGUUCAUUUCAAUAAAUUAUUUAAAUAUGAUAAUCAACACAUUGUUAAUGCUGCAAUCUCACACAAUUACACAAUCUGCCAACAUCGAUCACAUCACAAUACCGCCAGAGGUCACGGGGCACCACAACACCUCACCAGAGGUCACGGGGCACCACAACACCUCACCAGAGGUCACGGGGCACCACAACACCUCACCAGAGGUCACGGGGCACCACAACACCUCACCAGAGGUCACGGGGCAUCACAACAUCUCACCAGAGGUCACGGGGCACCACAACACCUCACCAGAGGUCACGGGGCACCACAACACCUCACCAGAGGUCACGGGGCAUCACAACACCUCACCAGAGGUCACGGGGCAUCACAACAUCUCACCAGAGGUCACGGGGCACCACAACAUCUCACCAGAGGUCACGGGGCAUCACAACAUCUCACCAGAGGUCACGGGGCACCACAACAUCUCACCAGAGGUCACGGGGCACCACAACACCUCACCAGAGGUCACGGGGCACCACAACAUCUCACCAGAGGUCACGGGGCACCACAACACCUCACCAGAGGUCACGGGGCACCACAACACCUCACCAGAGGUCACGGGGCACCACAACACCUCACCAGAGGUCACGGGGCACCACAACACCUCACCAGAGGUCACGGGGCAUCACAACAUCUCACCAGAGGUCACGGGGCACCACAACACCUCACCAGAGGUCACGGGGCAUCACAAUACCGCCAGAGGUCACGGGGCACCACAACAUCUCACCAGAGGUCACGGGGCACCACAACAUCUCACCAGAGGAUCAUACCAUGAUACAGGAUGACGUCUGGGUUUCUAU